Esox lucius (northern pike) is the source of this 2141-nucleotide messenger RNA. RefSeq names its product diacylglycerol O-acyltransferase 2-like. Gene Ontology annotation, molecular function: diacylglycerol O-acyltransferase activity. The transcript has 2 exons. NCBI's taxonomy places the organism in Eukaryota, Metazoa, Chordata, Actinopteri, Esociformes, Esocidae. The record is from RefSeq and is a predicted model, not a curated record. Bases 469 to 1449 code for a protein of 326 amino acids. Gene Ontology annotation, cellular component: endoplasmic reticulum membrane. Gene Ontology annotation, biological process: triglyceride biosynthetic process.
UGUCUGCCAUUCUGCAUGCCAAACAACCACGGUUUCCCUCCAGACUUUAGGCAUCCCAGAAAGACACAGUGUGCAGACACCAUCUUGGGAACAAUUCCAAAGUCUGCCCAAAUACUUUUAAAACAUACCUUUUAUUUUUUGAAGAUUCCUGAAUGGUAUUUAAAAAUAUUGAGGAAGAUUAUUUCUGAAACCAAUUCCUGUUUGAUAGUCAGGCUAUACGCAGCCAAUAUGUAUGUUAUACCAUUUGGAUGACUCAUGUCAUGUUAAUCUUUGACAGCGAUAGCCCAUAGUGUUCAGGGAGUGGAGAGGUAGGGAUUGUAACCAGCAGCCUCACUUGAACUUUGACCAACAUACGUCAUUGUGGGUUAUGUCAAAGUGUAGCAUUCCGGUGCUCUCCAGAACGUUCUUCUUCUUCGUGAACUUAAGCCACGGACAACUUUGGGAAAUCUACAGGAAAAGGUUGCAAGGAUGGAGCAGGAAAAGACUAAAUGGAAGAACUUCCAGGAGGAUAUCAGUGUUCUGCAAUCAGUACUGACUGUUCCGCUCUUAGGUCCGGCUUGUGUUCUGCUGAUGGUGUAUUUCAUGUCCACUUCUUUGUGGCUGCUGCCUGUUCUCUACUUCAUGUGGCAGCUGAAAGACUGGCACACGCCUGAACGAGGAGGCCGGAGGAAAGCGUACGUCAGGAACUGGAAUGCGUGGAAACACGCGACGGACUACUUCCCGAUUAAGUUGGUGAAGACCGCCGAGCUGAAGCCAAACAAGAACUACAUUCUGGGGUGUCAUCCUCACGGGGUCCUGAGCCUCGGAGCCUUCAUGGCGUUCAACACGGAGGCCUGCGGCUUCCUGGACCUCUUCCCGGGCAUGCGCUCCUGCCUCUGCAUCCUCAGUGGCCUCUUCAAGAUCCCCCUCUACAGGGAUUACGUCAUGGCGUCUGGCUGCUGUCCGGUCAGCAAGCCCAGCCUUCAGCACCUUCUGUCUAAGAGCGGGAAAGGCAACGCCGUCGUGAUUAUCGUCGGGGGCGCUGCGGAGUCCCUGCUGAGUCUGCCCGGGGUAAACGCCGUGGUCAUGAGGCAGAGGAAGGGCUUCGUCAGGGUGGCCCUGGAGUUCGGCGCAGACCUGGUGCCCGUCUACUCUUUCGGGGAGAACGAGAUGUUUCGCCAGGUGACGUUCGCGGAGGGCAGUGUGGGCUGGCGGUUGCAGCGGCUCUUCAAGGCGAUUGCGGGCUUCGCGCCGUGUCUUUUCGUGGGCGAGCGCUGGCUCUGGAUGCCCUACCGCUGCCCGGUCACCAUUGUCGUGGGCAGUCCGAUCCCGGUACCGAAGAGGCCUCGGCCCAGUCAGGAUGAGGUGGACCACUACCACGCCCUCUACAUGGAGGCCCUGGCCGAGCUCUUCGACAAGCACAAGGCCAGCUGUGGACUCUCAGACAGCCACCGGCUGAGGAUCGUAUAGACCAGUCACCAUGACCUACCCCUUCAAGCGCAGAGUUUGGGGGUAUCGUGCCUCCUGUGCCUCACAGUCAGAAACUGUAGCUCUUCACGAACCAUCUUGCAGACUUUCCAGCCCAUCUGUGUACCACCGACCAUGUGAAUGCAGCACUGGCUGUUUAUUAAAAAAACAGGUCAAAAUACCAACUGUAGCUCUGUCCAUUGUGUCAUUUCCACUGCCUCGAUGUGUCCUUUGCAUAUUUUAAACAUAUUUAUCUAGUAAAUCCUUUGUUUGUGUUUUUUCAGUUUAAUUGUUUUAAUUUAUUUAAUGCAUUUUCAGAUAAAAAAAAAUAAAAACUCAAAUAGUCUGAACAUAAAGUACCUAACAAGCAAGGGGAUCUCUAAGUGGAUCUCUGAAAACAAAUCUAUAUAAACAUUUUGAAUUUACUUGAGUGUUUCACUUUAGUUAGUUUAGGUUUAGUUAGCUAGAAAUGCAGAAUUUGCACUAUUGGUUCCGUUUGGUAUGAAGCAAUUAAAAUACAAUAAAUGUAUUGAAACACAUAAUUAACACAGUUUAAUAGUGAUUCAAUUAUUAGACAGAAUGUAUACUGUACAAUGUUAACCCUGUAAGCAAUUUUGUGUUCAGGCCGGUUGCAUUAUAUUGCAUUAAGAGUAAAAAAUAAAAUAAAAAUGUACAGCAAAAUCUUACCUUUAAGU